CAUUGUCAAAUAGCAAUCUCCAUAGAUAUUCAUACAAUUUGGCAUAAAUUUCCACAUCAUAUAACUGAAGUGAGUAAGAAGAAGAGGCGAAAACAAAGAUGUCAUCGAACGAAGUUCAGGACGAUGAGGAUAAGCCGGCAUAUGCGUUCUUUUUUGGUGGAAUGGGCGCUGCCUCGGCCAUUAUAUUCUCGGCAUUGGGUGCUGCAUAUGGUACUGCAAAAUCUGGCACUGGCAUUGCCUCAAUGGCUGUGAUGCGUCCCGAAUUGAUUAUGAAAUCGAUAAUACCUGUCGUUAUGGCCGGCAUUAUAGCGAUCUAUGGCUUGGUUGUCUCUGUACUAAUUGCUGGCUCCUUGUCGCCGAGCUACACCAUACGCAAGGGCUAUAUACACUUGGCAGCUGGUCUCUCUGUGGGUUUUGCCGGUCUCGCAGCGGGCUUUGCCAUUGGAAUUGUCGGCGAUGCCGGAGUACGUGGCACUGCUCAACAGCCACGUCUAUUCGUUGGCAUGAUUUUGAUACUGAUCUUUGCUGAAGUCUUGGGUCUAUAUGGUCUCAUUGUGGCCAUCUAUUUAUACACUAAAUAAGCGGGGGACAAUUUGUUGGUGUUUGUUUUCCUUUGUUGCUUUCAAUUGUUGUUGUUGCUAAUUACCAAGACCAAAAACCAAAAAAAAAAAAACAUCACAGAAUACCUAAAAUAUUAAAAGGGUUAAAACAUCAAUUAAACUCAUCAAA
This is a messenger RNA of Drosophila willistoni, 729 nucleotides long. RefSeq names its product V-type proton ATPase 16 kDa proteolipid subunit. Gene Ontology annotation, biological process: proton transmembrane transport. Lineage: Eukaryota; Metazoa; Arthropoda; Insecta; Diptera; Drosophilidae. The coding region runs from base 99 to 581 and encodes 160 amino acids. The record is from RefSeq and is a predicted model, not a curated record. Gene Ontology annotation, molecular function: proton-transporting ATPase activity, rotational mechanism. Gene Ontology annotation, cellular component: proton-transporting V-type ATPase, V0 domain. The transcript has 2 exons.